CUCAAAAGCUGUGAAUGCGAAAGUGAGUUCCUUCUGCUAGACUAUAGCUAUGGACAAAAAAAGAAUUGUGAUUGUGUACGUGUGUGCAAUUCUGCUUAGCCUUAGUGUAGGCAUGUCAGUUGAACAAUUUAUUAGUACAACAGCAACUAAAUCUAGAUCUACAACCGAUGCUCCUGCGGAUCUUGUUCCUGUGUCCGAUUCUCUUCCUGGUGGAACCAGCUACCCACUGCAAGAGAAACAGUGUGAUUUCGGGACUAGUAUCGAUAACCAAGCUGCCUUCCCUUCACAUUUUGCUGAAAGAAAUCUACUAUACAUUGACACAGGAAAUCCUGCAACCUGCUCAGGGAGAGUUGCAGCAUGGGAGCUUUGCUAUCAGACUAGUGGGCUGGAUUCCAGUACCUUUGAUUUGCUAUUGCUCAGUCAGGUCAGUGGUGGGUACCGUAUUCAUACAAGUCAGAUUGUGACCAUAGAACAGCCAAUUUUUGGAGAAGAAACAAUAGACGUUGCUUGUGUCUACGUAACUGCUGGUGAAAAUGUAUCAAUCACUCAUGGAGAUUAUAUCGGUUUUGUUUGUAAUGAUGAUAUCAAAACUAGACUUGCUCCUAAAAUAGAUACCGAUGCUUUAAGUUCCCUACGAGUGUUCAAUCUUAGUUCUUCAACACAAAGACAAAGAAUGGCAAAUAGACCAGCUGUGGAUGUUGACUAUGUUCCAUCCGACGAACUUAAACCAGUCAGUGAUAAUCUUAUUUCCCAGUUUCGGAUCGUAAUAAGUAAGACAUUUACACUAACACUUUUACUGAGUUUUAAGUAUACUUAUGAUAUAAUAGAUAAGAGUGAGGAGAGAACACCAUCAACACAGGCACCUUGUAGAGGACCAACGACAACAUGGACACCAGUGUUCACUGCUGUUGUAAUAGCUUCAGCAGUGGUGAUAUUUGUGCUGUUCUUAAUGGUGUGCCUAAUGGCAUGCUGCAUUUGCCAGCUUAAGUUUAAAUGUUGUAGAUGCUCCAAAAAGAAAAAAGUGAUACAUAAAAUUACUGUGGAGCCUAUAACUGACCAGAGUAUGCAAUACAAUGAUCUUUACGUUCCUCAAGACCCAUCUCAAAUUAUCACAGGUGGAGAACGGCUGAGAGCAACCAUUCAUGGUAAUCCUGCUUAUGACACACCCAAAUAUUUUCCAGCCACACACAACCUCAGCGCAAUGCCCAGUCAAGACGCUUUAAGCACAGCUACUGAACUAUCCAUCUUGGAGCAAUACCACUCACCUAAAGAAGCAACUAACAAACUUACAGCAUAUCGACCUGAAUCCACCAUAUCAUUGGCUGGUAUUAAUCCUGGUGUCACAAGUGAUAUGGACUUUGAUAUGCAAGACAUAUUCGAGGAAAGUAGAGAAAUUGAGCAUACUUAUGAAAUGAUUCAGAGUGGGAAGAUUAUUAGAUGAUUCGUAUAUACACAUUCAUUUGCCUGAUUGAGAUCUAGUUU
Molecule: messenger RNA, 1482 nt
Organism: Halichondria panicea
Lineage: Eukaryota; Metazoa; Porifera; Demospongiae; Suberitida; Halichondriidae
Exons: 4
Coding region: 50-1441 (463 amino acids)
Source: RefSeq, a predicted model, not a curated record